Nicotiana attenuata is the source of this 1338-nucleotide messenger RNA. RefSeq lists its product as uncharacterized. The transcript is spliced from 4 exons. Lineage: Eukaryota; Viridiplantae; Streptophyta; Magnoliopsida; Solanales; Solanaceae. The record is from RefSeq and is a predicted model, not a curated record. Gene Ontology annotation, molecular function: zinc ion binding; nucleic acid binding. Bases 1 to 1338 code for a protein of 445 amino acids.
AUGACGAUCACUCCUUUUGAUGGCACUAGCUAUGGAAGCUGGCGUCGAAAUAUUCUGGUGGCUCUGUCUGUACGCAAUAAAUUGGAUUUUAUAAAUGGCACUACUGAAAAACCACCUGUUGGUUCCCCUUUAGUCAGGCAAUGGCAACGUUGUAAUGAUUUAGUUGUGUCUUGGCUGACCAAUUCUCUCACCAAGGAGAUUUCUCAUAGUGUUGAGUAUUCAGAACUAGCUAAAGACAUUUGGCAUAAAUUAGAGGAGAGAUGUAUGGCUGAUGGUGCUAGAAUUUUUGAACUUAAGGAGGAGUUAUCUCACAUUUCUCAGGCUUCCAUUUCUGUUAAUCACCUCUCUGUAUGCACAUGUGGGGGAAAUAAAAAGGUUGAGGAAGAGCAGAAGGUAUACCAAUUCUUAAUGGGACUCAAUGAUACUUACCUCCAAGUCAGAAGCAAUAUCUUGAUGAUAAAGCCCCUUCCUUCUAUGAGUACAAUUUAUGGGAUUCUACUAAGUGAUGAGAAACAAAGGCAAGUAUCCUCCAUUUCUCAGUUUCCUUCAAACUCAAACUCUGCUUCUUUUAAUGCUGGAGUGUCCAAACAAUCCCUCCCCUCUAAGGUGAAUUUCAAUCCUCAAAGACCAGACAAUCAAAGGUCCUCUCUCAUUUGCAAAUACUGUAAGAAACCAGGGCAUUCUAUUGAAAAAUGCUACAAGCUGCAUGGUUUUCCUCAAAAUUUCAAGUUCACUAAAGGUAAUACACCUAGGAGAACUGCAGCACACGUUGAGGUUCAAACUCCUGUUAACUCUGAUGAGACUGGAAAUGCUGGUGGUCUUUCUCAAAUUUCUGCUUCUUUUGCUGCUCCAAAUCUUUUGGCUUCUGCUAAUUUUGCUGGUAAGUUGUUGCCUGAGAAUGACUCUACCCAUUCCUUAGUUUCUCUUCCUAAUGGUUAUAAAGUUAGAGUUACCAAUAUUGGUUCAUUAACUUUGUCCCCUGAUCUUACUCUUCAUAAUGUUCUUUAUGUCCCUAGCUUUCAACACAAUCUCAUUUCUGUUUAUAAGUUGGUUGAAAAGCCAGGUGAUAUAGUUCAAUUUACCAAUACUGCAUGUACUCUACAGGGCCCUUCACUGAAGAAGCCAGUGGUGCUUGGUAGACCAGACAAUGGGCUUUACAAGUUGUUUCAACUUCCUGCAAAUUCUGGCCCUUUGUGUUGUCAUGCUACUUUACCCAAUGUUUUUCCUUGUUAUAUUCCUUGUAAUCCUUCCUCUACUGUAUUUCCUAGUGCACCUAGUAGUACUGGAAGCUUGUCUAUUGAUCAUACUAAUGGAGCCACUGUUGCACAUAUAAAGUGA